Messenger RNA from Dendrobium catenatum, 948 nucleotides. RefSeq lists its product as uncharacterized. The coding region runs from base 1 to 948 and encodes 315 amino acids. The transcript has 4 exons. The record is from RefSeq and is a predicted model, not a curated record. NCBI's taxonomy places the organism in Eukaryota, Viridiplantae, Streptophyta, Magnoliopsida, Asparagales, Orchidaceae.
AUGGAUAAUCCAGAAUCAAGUGUACCCAAUGAGCAACACAGUGCAGCUCCAGUACCUUCAGAAAGUAUGAUGCAGUUGGUUACUUCUAUAGCACAUGUAAUGGGAGAUGCACAGAGUAAGUUGAGUGGAAGUAAAGAAGAAGAAGUAGAUAAACAUUUACAAAUGUUUCAUAAGUUGAAGCCUCCGUUGUUCAAAGGAGCUGUAGAACCUCAGAUUGCAGAAGAUUGGAUAAUGAGAAUAGAAAAGAUCUUUGAUAGCAUGCAGUGUCCGGAGAAUCAAAAUGUACAUUUGGCUGUGUUUCUAUUUGAAGGAGAAGCAGAGAGAUGGUGGAUUGGACAGCAGAGGGAGAAAUUUCAGGGGAAGACAAAUGCUGAGAUCACUUGGGAUGAGUUCACUACAGUGUUCCGAAUGUGGUUUGUACCUCCGUCAGCCCAACGACAAAUGCAAGAAGCUUUUAUUAAGUUGGAGCAAGGACGCAAGACAGUGAUGCAGUACGAGGCUGAGUUUACUGCACUUGCUAGAUUUCUGCAAGGAUUGAAUAGAGAACUGAGACAUCCGCUAGUACCGUUACGGAUUCAUGAGUUUUCUAAGUUGGUAAAGCGGGCCAGACUGAUAGAGAAUGAUUUGGCAGCACUAGAAUCAAGAUAUGAAGUUACCAAGAGGAGUAGAGAUGAAUCGAGUAGAGAAAGAGAUAGAGACAAGAAAAGCAAGUAUAGUGAGUCAAGGGGAUCUGCAUCAGUAGCAUCUUCUGGCAGCUACAACGAGUGCAUUCACUAUGGUCGACGACAUGCAGCAUUAUUUUCAUGUCACUGGACUGUUACUGAUAUUGAAAUUGAUACUAUUGAUUCACUGAGUUUACUAUUUCUUAUUGAUACUGUUUACGCAUUGACUAUUGUUACUAUACUGAUUACUGUUCAUGCAUUGAUUUUCGUAUCUGCAUUGAAUUAA